Molecule: messenger RNA, 8467 nt
Organism: Loxodonta africana (African savanna elephant)
Lineage: Eukaryota; Metazoa; Chordata; Mammalia; Proboscidea; Elephantidae
Gene: RAD50
Product: RAD50 double strand break repair protein
Exons: 25
Coding region: 410-4348 (1312 amino acids)
Biological process (GO): telomere maintenance via telomerase; telomere maintenance via recombination; chromosome organization involved in meiotic cell cycle
Cellular component (GO): nucleus; condensed nuclear chromosome; Mre11 complex
Molecular function (GO): G-quadruplex DNA binding; single-stranded telomeric DNA binding; ATP hydrolysis activity
Source: RefSeq, a predicted model, not a curated record
ACCUCGGGACUGCGGCGUGGACGCGAACGGGCUGUAGCGACCCACGUGACACUCAGGACAGCCGUGGCGGGAAUUCUGUGAGUGGUGCGGUUGUGGGGUCGCUUGGUCUGUGCUCUGUGUCCCCUGCGGACAGUCCCGAGCCGGCCCCUGCGGCCCACCCCGUUGUCGCCCGCCAGCCCGGAAGGAAGUCGGCGUGGGAAGAAGGGUUCCAGCCAGGCCCCGCCCUCUCGCAGCUCUCCGGCUGGAAUUCCUGCCGUGUCGUGGCCUCCCUCGCCGGGCCUUCCUCACCCCGAGUCCGCGGCGUGAUCCCGACUGACUGCCCUCACUCGCCCUGCCUCGGCCGCACUGUAACACUUAGGUGGGCCCCGGCCUCCAUCCAGGCCCUUUGUGUAAAGAAACAUUUGCAAACAUGUCCCGGAUCGAAAAGAUGAGCAUUCUGGGCGUGCGGAGUUUUGGAAUAGAGGACAAAGAUAAGCAAAUUAUCACUUUCUUCAGCCCCCUCACAAUUUUGGUUGGACCCAAUGGGGCAGGGAAGACGACCAUCAUUGAAUGUCUGAAAUACAUUUGUACUGGAGAUUUCCCACCUGGAACCAAAGGAAAUACAUUUGUUCAUGAUCCAAAGGUUGCUCAAGAAACAGAUGUUAGAGCCCAGAUUCGUCUACAGUUUCGUGAUGUCAAUGGAGAACUCUUAGCUGUGCAGCGGUCUAUGGUGUGUACUCAGAAAAGCAAAAAGACAGAAUUUAAAACCCUGGAAGGAGUCAUUACUAGAACAAAGCAUGGUGAAAAAGUCAGUCUCAGCUCUAAGUGUGCAGAAAUUGACCGAGAGAUGAUAAGUUCUCUUGGAGUUUCCAAGUCUGUUCUAAAUAACGUCAUCUUCUGUCACCAAGAAGAGUCUAAUUGGCCUUUAAGUGAAGGAAAGGCUCUGAAGCAAAAGUUUGAUGAGAUUUUUUCAGCAACAAGGUAUAUUAAAGCCUUGGAAACACUUCGGCAGGUACGUCAAACACAAGGUCAAAAAGUAAAAGAAUGUCAAACAGAACUGAAAUAUUUGAAGCAAAAUAAGGAAAAAGCAUGUGAAAUUCGGGAUCAGAUUACUAAUAAGGAAGCCCAGUUAACAUCUUCAAAGGAAAUUGUCAAAUCCUAUGAGAAUGAACUUGAUCCAUUGAAGAAUCGUCUAAAAGAAAUUGAACAAAAUCUCUCUAAAAUAAUGAGACUUGACAAUGAAAUUAAAGCUUUGGAGAGCAGAAAGAAGCAAAUGGAGAAAGAUAAUAGUGAACUGGAACAGAAAAUGGAAAAGGUAUUUCAAGGGACUGACGAGCAACUAAAUGAUUUGUAUCGCAAUCACCAGAGGACAGUAAGAGAGAAAGAGAGGAGAUUGGUAGACUGUCAACGUGAACUGGAAAAAUUAAACAAAGAAUCCAGGCUGCUCAAUCAAGAAAAAUCCGAACUACUUGUUGAACAGGGUCGUCUACAGCUACAAGCAGAUCGCUAUCAAGAACAUAUCCGAGCCAGAGAUUCAUUGAUUCGGUCCUUGGCAACACAGCUAGAAUUGGAUGGCUUUGAGCGUGGACCAUUCAGUGAAAGACAGAUUAAAAAUUUUCAUAAACUCGUGAGGGAAAGACAGGAAGGGGAAGCCGAAACUGCCAACCAGUUGAUGAAUGAUUUUGCAGAAAAAGAGGCUUUGAAACAAAAGCAGAUAGAUGAGAUAAGGGAUAAGAAAAUUGGACUGGGAAGAAUAAUCGAGCUGAAAUCAGAAAUCCUAAGUAAGAAGCAGAGUGAGCUGAAAAAUGUGAAAUAUGAAUUACAGCAGUUGGAAGGAUCUUCAGACAGAAUUCUUGAACUGGAGCAGGAACUCACAAAAGCUGAACGUGAGCUAAGCAAGGCUGAGAAAAACAGCAGUGUAGAAGCCCUAAAAACAGAAGUAAUGAGCCUUCAAAAUGAGAAAGCAGACCUGGAUAGGACCCUGCGUAAACUGGACCAGGAGAUGGAGCAGUUAAACCAUCAUACCACAACACGCACCCAGAUGGAGAUGUUGUCCAAAGACAAAGCUGACAAAGAUGAACAAAUCAGAAAAAUAAAAUCUAGGCACGGUGAUGAAUUAACUUCGUUGUUGGGAUAUUUUCCCAACAAAAAACAGCUUGAAGACUGGCUUCAUAGUAAAUCGAAAGAAAUUAAUCAGACCAGGGAUAGACUUGCCAAAUUAAACAAAGAGCUAGCUUCAGCUGAGCAAAAUAAGAAUCAUAUAAAUAAUGAGCUAAAAAGAAAAGAAGAACAGUUAUCCAGUUAUGAAGACAAGCUCUUUGAUGUUUGUGGUAGCCAGGAUUUUGAAAGUGAUUUAGACAGGCUUAAAGAGGACAUUGAAAAAUCCUCAAAACAGCGAGCCAUGCUGGCUGGAGCCACGGCAGUUUACUCCCAAUUCAUUACUCAGCUAACAGAUGAAAACCAGUCGUGUUGCCCUGUCUGUCAGAGAGUUUUUCAGACAGAAACUGAAUUACAAGAAGUCAUCAGUGAUUUGCAGUCUAAGCUGCGGCUUGCUCCAGAUAAACUUAAAUCAACAGAAUCAGAGCUAAAGAAAAAGGAAAAGCGGCGUGAUGACAUGCUGGGACUUGUACCCAUGAGGCAAAGCAUAGUGGACUUGAGGGAGAAGGAGAUACCAGAACUGAGAAACAAACUGCAGAAUGUCAAUAGAGAUAUACAGCGUCUAAAGAAUGACAUAGAAGAACAGGAAACACUCUUGGGUACAAUAAUGCCUGAAGAGGAAAGUGCUAAAGUAUGUCUGACAGAUGUUACCAUUAUGGAGAGGUUGCAGAUGGAACUUAAAGAUGUUGAAAGAAAGAUUGCACAGCAAGCAGCUAAGCUACAAGGAAUAGACUUAGAUCGAACUGUUCAACAAGUAAACCAGGACAAACAAGAAAAACAACACAAAUUAGAUACAGUUUCCAGUAAGAUUGAAUUGAAUCGUAAGCUUAUACAGGACCAGCAGGAACAGGUUCAACAGCUAAAAAGUACAACAAAUGAACUAAAAUCAGAGAAACUUCAGAUAUCCACUAACUUGCAGCGCCGUCAGCAACUGGAGGAGCAGACUGUGGAAUUAUCCACUGAAGUUCAGUCCUUAUAUAGAGAGAUAAAGGAUGCUAAAGAGCAAGUAAGCCCUUUGGAAACAACAUUGGAAAAGUUUCAGCAGGAAAAAGAAGAAUUAAUCAACAAAAAAAAUAAAAGCAACAAAAUUAUACAGGAUAAACUGAAUGAUAUCAAAGAGAAGGUUAAAAAUAUUCAGAGCUAUGUGAAAGACAUUGAGAAUUAUAUUCAAGAUGGGAAAGAUGACUAUAAGAAGCAAAAAGAAACUGAACUUAAUAAAGUAAUAACUCAACUAAGUGAAUGCGAGAAACAAAAAGAAAAGAUAAAUAAAGAAAUGGGGAUCAUGAGACAAGAUAUUGAUACACAGAAGAUACAAGAAAGAUGGCUGCAGGAUAACCUUACUUUAAGAAAGAGAAAUGAGGAACUAAAAGAAGUUGAAGAAGAAAGAAAGCAACAUUUGAAGGAAAUGGGACAAAUGCAGGUUUUGCAAAUGAAAAAUGAACAUCAGAAGUUAGAAGAAAAAAUAGAAACUAUAAAAAGAAACCACAGUUUGGCAUUAGGGCGACAGAAAGGUUAUGAAGAAGAAAUUAUUCAUUUUAAGAAAGAACUUCGAGAACCUCAAUUUCGGGAUGCUGAGGAAAAGUACAGAGAAAUGAUGAUUGUUAUGAGAACCACAGAGCUUGUGAACAAGGAUUUGGACAUUUAUUAUAAGACCCUUGAUCAAGCAAUAAUGAAAUUUCAUAGCAUGAAAAUGGAAGAAAUCAAUAAAAUUAUUCGUGAACUGUGGCGAAAUACUUAUCGCGGACAAGAUAUUGAAUACAUAGAAAUUCGGUCUGAUGCUGAUGAAAAUGUAUCAGCUUCUGAUAAAAGGCGGAAUUACAACUACCGAGUGGUGAUGCUAAAGGGAGACACAGCCUUGGAUAUGCGGGGACGAUGCAGCGCCGGACAAAAGGUCUUAGCCUCACUCAUCAUUCGCCUGGCCCUGGCUGAAACAUUCUGCUUGAACUGUGGCAUCCUUGCCUUGGAUGAGCCAACAACAAAUCUUGACCGAGAAAACAUAGAAUCUCUUGCGCAUGCUCUGGUUGAGAUAAUAAAAAGCCGCUCACAGCAGCGUAAUUUUCAGCUUCUCGUAAUCACCCAUGAUGAAGAUUUUGUGGAGCUUUUAGGACGUUCUGAAUAUAUGGAGAAAUUCUACAGGAUUAAGAAGAACAUGGAUCAGUGCUCAGAGAUUGUGAAAUGCAGUGUUAGCUCCUUAGGAUCUUAUGUUCAUUAAAAACGCUCAAAAUUUAAAUGCCAUAGAAACACAGAUUCUUAGGCAACUGCUUAUUUCUGGUAUCAGCUGAGUCAGAAAUAAAAUAUAUUCUUAAAAGGGAGCUUUGUAUCUAAGAUUUUGAGUUUUUGAGAGGUUCUAAACUCAUGGAAGUUGCUUCACGUGAAAUUUGGACUGAUUCCGUUUCUGACUGUCUGAGCUUCACUCCCCUCCUGGCAGCCUCUGGAAGGCCUGCAGGCUUCAACAUCAGCACAACUAAACCCAGCUUCUCCGCUUACCUCCCCAACACAAAUGAAUAAUACCUGGAAGCCAUGGCUACAUUACUCACCUUUCACUUCUCAAAGCACUGUUGAAGAGGAGAUUCUCUCUGCCUUGACAGUUAUGGUUUUGGUAUAAAAAUCAGUGUUGAAUGUUACCUCUGAAUUUAUUUCCUUGGAUAUGUUUCAAAAAACUUGAGUUAUCAGUGAGUACUCCUGAAGAUGAUCAGAAAUGAUGAGAUAUUUAUUAAUAUUUGGCUGUGCUUUUAACUUUGUAAAUCUGAAUGAGUGACCUCCCUCUCUGUACCUUGGUGUAAAAACAGCAUGAGGGCAACAUCUGACCUCUUAACUUCACCAGAGGGAAGGAGAAGCAGGAUCAGCAGUCCAAGACUGAUUCCUAUGAGGCUGAGGUCAGCCAUUCCUCCUUUCUCUGCCAUCUUUACCAGUUCUCACACCAACCGUCCCUCCCACAGUACUCUGUACUGUCCUCCUAGGUUCGAUAAUUCAUUGCAGUGGCCACACAGAACUCACAAUACUCAAUCUUACGGGGUUUAUUAGGGAAGUAACAGGUUAAAGUUAAGUCCAAGAACACUCAGGAUACAGUUCUUCCAUCAGGACAGUCUCUUCCCAGCCAUGCUUGCAGGCGUGCCUCUGUGGCCCUCAGCCUCUACCCUACUUGGGCAAGUGUUACAAAGCUCUUUUAGCUCUGCCAAUAAGUGCCCAGAGGCACUCUGCUACUGCUUCUUGAGCUCCCUCUCUUUAUUUCUCUGCCUCCUGGUUCCAGGAGCUUCUCAGUGCAGGGAUCCCAGGUCCAAAAGAUGUGCUUUCUGCUCCUGGCUGUUCUUCCUUAGUGGUGGUAGGAUUCUCUCUCUGCUCUGGAAUUGGCUCUCUUUUAAGGCAAAACUGACUGAUCCCCUUGGUGGGCCACAAUUCUCCUGUUUGGACAGUCCAACCGAAUCACUUGGGGGGGAAUUACAAGACAUGGCUAGAAAGGCCACACAAAAGUGAUCCAUCACACCAAACUUGGUUUCCCCAUCUAAAAUUUGAAGUAGUUGAAGAAGAUCUCAAGGUUCGACAGGAACCUUAAAUCAUCUGAUUGACUACCUACCACCUCCUCUCUCCACACAGGAUCCCUGGAUAGUCAUCCAGACUUGGGGCUAUCUCUAGAAGGAGGAAAUUGCCCAAAUGUGCACAUCCACCUUUGGAAAGCUCUGACCAAGAGCAAUGUCUUCCUUGACUUGAGGCCUGACUUGCCAAUAUGAAGAAGUCUAACUUCCUGUCUGUCUGUCCCAUGGAUCAUCUUGGCAUCACCAUCAAUCCUGAUCGCUCUCAAAAUGUGCAUUCCAGUGUGGAACGCAAGCAAGGCUCACUCACAAAGUCACGACCUGGAAGAGCAGGUCUCUCGUUUUCACUCCAGAUGCCAUUUCUAAUAAAAGCCCAACCACAUAUUUUCUUAAAAUUGUCAGCUAACAUCUUGAAGCCUUUCACAAGCAUUCCACACUGGAUGCUACCAAGUCAUGCACUUUUGAACUACACUUUUCGGGGUUUUGUCGUUCUGUCAGAACCAUAUUGGGUCUUAAUUUAGCCAACUGGCACAAUCAGUUUUGUGUCAACUAUGUAUCUGAUGAGCAUAUCAUCCAGACAGCAUUUCUCAACCGGGGUCUAGAAAAGAAUUAAGCCCUGAGGUCCUGAGUUUUCUCUGGUAGGCAGAAUACUGGCCUCCAAAGAAAUACAGGGCCUAGUCACUGGAAUCUGUGAAUGUCAGCUUAUACUGCAAAAAGAAUUUGCAGAUGUGAUUCAGUUUUUAAGAUGGGAAGCUUAAACUGGGUUAUCCUGGUGGGCCCUAAAUGUAAUCAAGAGUAUUCUUAGAAGAGAGAAAAGAAGGUGAUGGCUUUGAAGGAAGAAGGGCCCAUAAGCCAAGGAAUACAGGGGACCACGAAGCAAGGAAAUGGAUUCCUCCUUCCCAGCUUCCAGAAGGAACCAACCCUACUGACACCUCAACUUAGUCCAAUAAGAAUGAUUUCAGACUUCUGACCUCCACAAAUACAAGAAUAUAAAUUUGUGUUUUAAACCACUAAAUUUGUGGUAAUAUGUUACAGCACCAGUAGGAAACUAAUACAGUAUCGUUUGCAUGUUAUCAAUUUUUAUGCAUAUAAAUGAUACUAGUUCUGUACUGUCCUUCGAAGAAUCAAGAAAAGAGUUAUUCAAAUCAUUUGCUAUGUUCUAUUGCUCAGAUGAAGAACCCCAGUUGAGGAAGGCUGGUCUAGACCCUCACUCAAGCCCUGAAUGAAAGGGUCAAGCAGCAUGGCCACCACCCAGCCACAGCCACCCUGGUUCCUCUCCACUCCUAGGCUCCUCAUGACAGUAUUCAGUCAUCUAAAUUAGCUUUGAAAAAUGAAAAUUACCCACAUUUACCAAACUAGCAUAUUUCUGACAAAGGUACCAUAAGGAAAAAUGGGCCAAUCUCACUGGGAGUACAGAUCCAGGGAUUCCUAAAUGAAGUAAGAGCAAAUCAAUUCUAGUCAUAAGAGUAUGCAAUAACCAUGGUGUUUUUAUCCCAAGAAUGUAAGAAUAUUUCAAAGUAUGAUAAAUAUGUUCAUAAAUCACAAUAAAGCCAAAAAGGAAAAAAUUCUGAUAGACAACAAAGACAUUUGAUAAAAUCCAACAUCUCCUAGCUUUAGAAAGUUGGUAAUUUUGCAAAGAAUAAAAUAUUUUCUUAAUGUUAUUUACCAUCAUGUCAAAAGAAAACCAACAGUUGUCUUAAUAGCAAUAAACUAUUAAAACCAAGAUACCUACUUUCAACAUGUUUCUGAAAGUUGUAGCCUUUGCAACAAGGAAUGAUUUUUUUUUAAAAAAAAGGCAAUACGAGAUAAAUAUAGGCAAUGAAACAAAAUUAUCAUUUGCAAAUUAAAACAGACUUCCCAGUUUCAACUCUUGUUUCUCCCCUAAGCACAUGGCUUCCUCUGCAAUCCUUUUAAGGGUGCCUUUCUAUUCUGCAGCUCCUGUAUUGCUGGGCUUGGAGGUAGGGUAAGUGCCCUUCUUGCUUCUCAAACUGCUGCUUCUAGAUCAUUCUCCAUUAAACUCCUCCCCAGCCCCUCGUAUUUGGAAUGAAUAGCCAUCACAGAAUGGAGGUUAAGAAUAUGGCUAGGCUACUUGAGUUCAAAUCCUAGCAUUACCACUCACUAGCCAUAGGACCUUGUGCAAGUUAUUUAUCCUCUUUUCCUUCUGUGAAGGGGGGUUAAAGCAAAGGAGAAUGAAGAAAACCAAAGACACAAGUAAAAUACUAGCCUUGAGGACUAAAGGACCAUAUGAACCACAGCCUCCAUCAGACGGCACCCAGAAGAACUAGAUGGUGCCCAGCUACCACCAGUGAUUGUUUUGAUAGAGAUCACAACAGAGUCCUGGACAGAAUGAGACCUAAAUGUAGAACAGAAUUCAAAUUCACAAAAAAAGACCAGACUUACUGGUCUGACAGAAACUGGAGAAACCCCUGAGACUGUGGCCCCCGGACACUCUGCUACUCAGAACUGAAACUACUCCUGUAGCCCACUUUUCAGAAAAAGAUUAGACAUGCCUAUAAAACAAUAACACAUGUGAGGAACGUGCUUCUUAGUUCAAUCAAAUAUACGAGACCAAAUGGGCAACUCCUGCCUAAACUCAAGGUGAGAAAGCAGGAAGGGACACGAACUGGUUAAUGGAUACAGGGAACCUGGAAUGGAAAGGGGAAGUGUGCUGUCACAUUGUGGGGAUUGCAACCAGUGUCACAAAACAAUAUGUCUAUAAAUUUUUGAAUGAGAAAUUGAGCUGUAAACUUUCACCAAAAGCACAAUAAAAUUAAAAUAAAUGGUACCUAUCUUGUUAUCCU